Molecule: messenger RNA, 2343 nt
Organism: Nerophis lumbriciformis (worm pipefish)
Lineage: Eukaryota; Metazoa; Chordata; Actinopteri; Syngnathiformes; Syngnathidae
Source: RefSeq, a predicted model, not a curated record
AUGAAGCUCCUCUUUGCAGCCACCUUUGCACUCUUUGUGCUCUCAUCCUUGCUGGACGGGGCGCAAUCGUCCUACUCGGCCUACGACAAGAUUGUGGCGCACAGCCGCAUCCGGGCCAGGGACCAAGGGCCCAAUGUCUGCGCUUUGCAGCAAGUCAUGGGGACCAGGAAGAAGUACUUCAGCACUUGUCGCAAUUGGUACCAAGGCUCCAUCUGCGGAAAGAAAGCGAUGGUCCUUUACGAGUGCUGCCCAGGGUAUAUGAAGUUGGACGGAAUGCGCGGUUGCCCUGCAGUGGCCCCAAUCGACCACGUGUACGGCACGCUGGGUAUGGUGAAGGCCCUUUCGACCCAGAGAUACGCCGACGUCUCCAAACUGAGGGCCGAGAUCGAGGGAUCUGGCUCGUACACCUUCUUCGCACCCAGUAAUGACGCUUGGGACCUUUUGGCUGAUGACAUGCGGGCCGCGCUUGUCAGCAACGUCAACAUCGAGCUGUACAACGCCCUGCGUUACCACAUGGUCAACAAACGCCUCCUCACCAAAGACUUGCGCAACGGCAUGACGGUGACCUCCAUGUACAACGACCUGGGACUGCUCAUCAAUCACUACCGUAACGGGGUGGUGACGGUCAACUGCGCCAGGAUCAUCCACGGAAACCAGGUGGCCACCAACGGCGUCGUCCACGUCAUUGACCGCGUGAUCAGCGCCGUCGGGAGGUCGAUUAGGGACGUUAUCGAGGUUGAAGAUGAACUGUCGACGCUGAAUGAUAUUGCAGUCAAUUCUGGAUUGUUGGACAAGCUGUCUCAGGCCGGGCAUUUCACUCUCUUCGCCCCCACCAACGACGCCUUCGACAAGCUGGGAGGCGACGUGCUGGAAAGGCUCCAGAGCGACAAGCAGGUCCUCCAAGCUCUUCUGAAUUUCCACCUCCUGGACUCGGUACAGUGCUCUGAGGCCAUCAUGGCCGGGACUUCUUACGAGACCCUGGAAGGCAAUAACAUUGAAAUCGGCUGCGACGGCGAGAGCUUGACCGUCAACGGCAUUAAGAUGGUGCUCAAGAAGGACAUUGUCACAACCAAUGGCGUCAUCCACCUCAUUGACCAGGUCCUCAUGCCAGACUCAGCCAAACAGGUGAUGGAAUUAGUAGGAAGUUCCCAGUCCACCUUUGGUGACAUGGUCUCCGAGCUAGGUCUGUCAGCCGCCAUGAGGCCUGAAGCCGAGUACACUCUCCUGGCCCCUCUCAACGUUGCCUUCAAUGAUGAGGUGAUGUCUAUGGAUCAGAGGACGCUUAAAUUUAUCCUGGAGAACCACAUCCUGAAGAAUAAGAUCAUUCUGGGACAGUUGUACAACGGCCAGACGCUGGAGACCAUCGGCGGAAAGCUCCUGAGGGUGUUCAUCUAUCGCACAGCGGUGUGCAUUGAGAACUCCUGCUUGAUCAGAGGCAGCAAGGAAGGAAGCAACGGAGCGCUCCAUCUUAUGAGGAGCUUCCUCAAACCGGCCGAGAACUCAAUGUAUGAGAUUCUGAGAGAUAACGGCGGGUUCAAGAUCUUUUUGUCUCUGAUGGAAGACGCCGGUCUCACAGACUUAUUGAGACAGGAGGGGGAUUUCACAUUAUUCGCUCCGACUGACAAGGCUUUUGCCGGUUUGAAGGACAGAGAUUUCCAGCUUCUUAAGAGUGACAUCAACGUUCUCAGAACCAUCCUUCUGUACCACAUCAACAACGGCAUCUUCAUCGGCGGCGGUUUGGAGACCGGCGUGACCAACCUUCUCAAGUCGCUGCAAGGCAGUAACCUCAGAGUGAUGUUUGCAAACGACACCAUGCGAGUCAACUCGGUCCAGAUCCCAGAGUCUGACAUCAUGGCUACGAACGGAGUCGUUCACUUUGUCAACCAACUGUUGUAUCCCGCUGAUAUCCCCGUCGGGAGCCAGGAUAUUCUCUCGCUACUGAAGAGGCUUGUUACUUAUAUGCAGAUUAAGUACAUUCCAGGCUUCAAGUACCAGGAAAUUCCGCUCACAUUUUUGAAGAGGGUCGUCACGCGAGUUGUUGGAGCUCCGGAAACCAAAGUGACAAGGGUCAUCCAACAAGAACCUUCCAUCACCAAGGUUACCCGGGUCAUUGAAAGUCAACCGUCAAUCACCAAGGUGACCCGAGUCAUUGAGAGUGACCCCACCAUCACUAAGGUCACCAGAGUUGUCUCGGGACCUCAGUCCUCCGUCAGUGGAGGCAUUUCUGUGGACGCCUCCACCAUCCACACGGAUAGCAAUUUUGACGGCGAGGGACUCGUCAAAAUGAUAAAAGGUGAAUUUUUAAAUGAGCGCUUUGUUCGUGCUCGCAGACAUUUGACCUGA